CAUAAAUGGCCGCCCAUCUUUUUCCGGAGAAGAACGCCUCAUCGCUCUGUCAUUGUCGGCUUUUUGGAUUUUAGGUUUCCAAUAAAAUUGUAAAAUGAAGAGAAGUGUUUUGACCUGAAGAAGUGCAAAUUUUUCUUCAACUACUUCCGUAAGUGUGAUCAUAAUCUGGGAGACGCUUGAACUAUCGAGGGAGUUGUGUUUUCUCUUACUUCAUGAAGUGUAACUUGGUGCUGUUAAUAAGUGUUAAAAUUGCUAAUAUUAUCAGUGGUGAGUUAAAUAAACUUUGAAGCGUCAUAAUGAACUCUUUCUCAUUAUAUGAUCAUUUAUCGUUGUCUACUUGUUCGAUGGAAGAACCACCCUAUAAAAUGAACUCUGCUUGUGAUCUUAGCACCCUUGUAAUCUGUUGAUUGUAGCCGAGUUUAGUUCAUGUGUUUCCUUCGUUUACUACCAAACUACUGGUGAUGCACCAAAAUCAGCCGUUCUCCCACCUCUUUACCCUCUGAGCUCAGAUCAUCUGAAUGGCUACCAAAUGCCAGUUUUUUCUGGCCAAAUCCUGCUCAAGUGUUCACACCGAUAUGUGUGGAAAACGUUCUUAACUUGGUGACGAAGUCAUCUCUGACGUUUGUUCAGAAUGUAUGAACUUGCCGAAUCUUUAAAGACUAUUUGCCUACUCACAAACGUCCCUUUUUUUGUUUGUUUAUCGUUUUUAUUGUUUCACCUUUUGAUAAUGAUUUCGUAGCACUUUGGGACUCUUUUAAAAUCUCCCUGAUUCUUGACCGGUCUUGAAAAUCUUGAACUCGUUCUCGUGUGGAUCUGAGCUCCAUUUGCUUUAACUUAAGAUCAUUAAUUCAGAAGGGAACGAAAAAGGAAGAAGUAGUUGUCAUACUAUGAUUUGGACUUAUUUCUCAACAUGAUAUGAAAACUUCAAGGUCCAAUGCCUUGAUUCGCGCCGGACCAGUCUCUUUUUUUGUUGAACGCGGUUUGUCUCGCAAGCAAAAUUUUCGUGUCCAUUAAUUUAACUUUCAGCUUGUUUUCUUUUACUACACUGUCCCCAUGCCCUGGAAACUGGCAGCUAAGAGGAAGACUCAAGUAAUUGGCACGGUCCAUCGAUUUAAGGUUGAAUCGUAGGUAUAUUGGGCUCCUUGCCGCUGUAAACAUCCCAGGUUUGACAGAUUCAUAUAACUCUUUAUGAUUAGACCGAGCUGCUCACUUCAUUCCACCUCUCAGCCACCAGUCUUCAAGGUGUCAAUUAUGAUACUCUAGGUUUGAAACUACUGAUGCUGCAAUGCAAUCCAUCUCUUUGAAACCAAACUCUGUUUUGUUGCUCAGAAUCUCUUCAAAUCUAAACUGAGUUUCCUCUCUCAGCUCCCACAGUAGUACAGCUCCUAUACGCAACGACUGAAGAAGCAGUUAUUUUUUUAACAUCCCAAGUUUUGCCCCCAGGAUUUUGGAUAAUGCUGCUCAACUAGCAACAAGCCAUCUGAAAGAAUUUUAUUUUUGACGUAAUAAAAUUUCUCGGACAAUCAUGGAUGAAUUAUCGGAUGCGGAUAAGGUGAGCGUAGAGCUAAAUGUAUCAACAGAUGAACUGAAGCUAGAGGAAGUUCCUGAAUAUGACACUCGAAGUGAAGCCGAGUCCAGCAGCUCCUCCUCAUCCUCUCAGAGUAUGAACUCAGUGAGCUCUCAAUCAUCAUCGGGUCGUCGUGAUCAUAAGUCGCGGAAAAAAUUCACCGGAGAAGCAGCUAUCUCCCCUGAAGAAAAACCAAAAAGAAAAUCGUAUGAUUACAUCACCAAAAUCAAUUAUCUGUUUAGAGAUGCACAGUUUUUCUUAAUUAAAAGUAACAAUCCUGAAAAUGUUGCCCUGUCAAAAGCUAAAGGUGUUUGGUCAACGUUACCGCAAAACGAAUCGAAAUUAAACCUAGCCUUCAAACAGGCACGAAAUGUCAUUUUAGUAUUCUCUGUGAAAGAGAGUGGAAAGUUCGCCGGCUUUGCACGUUUAGCCAGUGAAUCAUCUCAUGAUGGUCCACCGGUUCCUUGGGUUCUCCCGCCAGCACUACCAGCCAAAAUUUUAGGAGGAAUUUUCAAAAUCGACUGGAUCUGUAAAAGAGAAUUAUCUUUCAAUGCAACAUUGCACUUGUAUAAUGAGUGGAAUGAGCAUAAACCAGUGAAGAUUGGCAGGGAUGGUCAGGAAAUCGAACCUGAAUGUGCUGCAGAGCUGUGCAGAUUAUUUCCAGAAGAUGAAUCCAUUGAGCUAACUCCUAUUUUAAGAAAAUCUAAAGAAGCGAAAGAGGCUGGAAAAGUGAAUAGACCUCUCAGAGGUCGUAGCUCUUAUCGCACUGGUUUCCCACGUGUAAAUUCAAACAACCGUUUCCUCAAUCGAUUGGUCAGAGGUCGCGGGAGGGGAGGGCCAGUAAGAGGCAAUGGUCCUGGCCCUCGUAAAAUAUUUGUUGGUCCUCGUGAUCGUGUAAGUCCACGGAAUAGGAAGCCAGCAGGGCGUUCUGUUAGAGACAGAUUGUCCUGGGUGAAAAAUGGGCGUCAUACGCCACCUCCUUUUUCGAAUCCUGCUGAUGCUUAUGUUGCAGACUAUGUACGCAAUGUUUCUCACCCUUUAGCCCCCAUGCCUUAUGCUGCCCCUCCUGGGAUGUACCCACCUGCCACUUACGAAGGUAUGCCUCCUCCUCCACCUCCUCCACCCCGCUAUUAUGACGGCAUACCUCUACCUCCUGAAUAUUUAGCUUUAAAUCGUAGUAAUGGUCUUUCAGAUAAACAUUCUUAUGACAGAUCGGUUGAUGAGUUCCUGUGGCGUACUAGUGAGAGAGUGAGAUCCCGAGAAAGGUCUCAUGAGAGAUCUCGGGGUCGUUCAAGGUCAAGAGAGAGACUCCGCGAAAGGGAGCGUGAUCGAGAUAGAGAUCGGGACCGCGAUCGGGACCGUAGCCGACACCGUAGAGAACGUGACAGACGAGAACGGGAACGCUAUCACAGAGAUAGGCGUUGAAGAGAAUUGUUAUGAUUGUGAUCUCAUUAUUUUUUAUCUUAUUAAUCUUCAGAUUUGUUUAAGUUACACCACUUGCUCCUCUGUAUACUUUCAACCAAUCACGUGUAAAUUGUAUAGACUGGUGAAUCGUGGGGCUCUUCGUUUCACCCCCUCUUGUGUAUUAUGCUGCAAUCUUAGCAAAUAUUUUUUUGAAAAAUCAUUGUUGAGUGUGAAUUUGUUGUGAUAUAAUUUCACUCCUUUGUUAUGUGUCAAAUUUGCAUUUAUUUGAAGUAUGAAUUGGACAAUUUACAAAUUGUGGAACAAUCUUGCAAUAUUUUAGUGUAGGAGGAAAAAAGUUUUCGUCAAUAGCAAGAAGUAAUGGUUUUGAAUAUAAGUCAUGAUACUGAUCCUAAUGAUUUUUUGUUGUUGUAUUGAUCAAAUUUAUUUACCUACUGAAUUAUUUGAAAUGCAGGUAAACAGCUACUAUGACUUGGUCGAAAAGAGCCCUGAGUUACGGGUUGCAGCUGUUCUAUUCAAAGCGGUUUGAUUGUUUUGAGUGUAAUUGUAGUUAAGUUCGUUUCACGAAUAUAGUAAAAAAUGAGGAAAAUCUCAUGAAAGUUUCCUCUAGUAACUAACGUAACCUAUAUCGCAACAAGAUUUGAUCUCUAUUGUAACUUAGUAUCUGUAAGGUUCCUGUAAUAUUGACGUGUGCACUCUGAUAUUGUUUCACUCAAUUAGUUCUGAUGUUAAAUCUUCACUCUGUCUGAUCUCAGAGUUACGGGAAAGCUUGCAAGCAGGCUCUAGGAACGUAUAACAAAAUGAUAUACAUCAUGACCUUUUUGUCUCUUUAUUGUUAAAAAAGGAUCGCUCAAAACAGAGGAAAUAUAACUUUAUUUCCUUGUAGUGACUCAGACAAUCCAGUCAGAAAUUUUACUCAGAUUCACUGUUUCCUGUCCAGCUGAAAUCGGCACAUAGGCAACUAGUCAAACUAUUAGUCAGACUUACAGGUCACAUUUUCCUGGGCUGCUGCUUCGAAUUUCUGCUUUUGUUUUUAAGUUCUGUCAGUCAAGUCCCAUUAGUUGAAAUUUAAUACAGGAUUUAUUGUUAACCUUUUUCCUCUUUAAAAAAUGCCAGCGCCAAAAGAGGUUCCUGCCGUAUAAGGAGUUGAAUGCCAGAAAUUUCAGAAGCCACCCAGAUCAAAACCUGAUUCAUUGGGCUGCCAAACGAAGCUGUUCCAAGUUAUGUUAUCUUAGGUUUUUUAUACUUAAUAAAUUAUUUUGUCAAAAAGAUCAAUUGAAUAUGUUAUAGUAUAAGAAAUAUUGUAAAACACCAAAAUAUGCACUACCAUCUCUUAUUUUAUGGAUUUGAAUUUUGACUGAUCUGAAAAGGCUUUGAAUAAUUCUCCUUUUCAAAAAAAAAAAGUCAUUAAUGGUCAAAUCUUUGCAUCGGACUUUUUACUCUGUACUCGGCUAACAGUAAACAAAGCAAGUAGUUGCUUUGAAGUUUUUUCUGCCAAGUAGUUGAGAGGUAAAAUGAGAAAAAAAAGUUGAUGCAGACAUAUAAAUAAAAGAUAACUUCGUGUCUUUGGGUAUGCCUUUGGCUUCAUUGCACUGUGAUGUUUUUAAGUUUUCAGCUUUCUUGAAAUUCAGCAAAGCUUUAAACCAUGUCUCUGUUGUACUUAUCGAAAUUUAACCGUCCUCCAUCUUAAAGGGCUUCUGAAUUACAACCCUUACUUGAUCCUGCUCUCUCCCCAAAAUAAUGAAGGUUUAAAUAAGCUGAGGCUAAUAUCUUUCUGUAAACUGAAGAAUUCUCUUUCAAUUACCGUACUGUAAUGUCGACUGUAGGGACUAAAAUACAAUUAGGAGCCUCUUCUUUAAGAUCUUAUAAAAGUAAUUUACUUAUUCUUUAGAACCUUUCCUGUAGAAAAUAAGGAGGAACGAAUAUUACUUUCGAGGCUUCCUAAUGGUCAACUAUUUCCAGACUGUAAAAUCUGUAGUUUGAGAACUUCAUUCUUCCACAGCUAUUGAACAACGAUCAACUGGGGGCAACACAGAGUUUUGAAACUUUCUGCUGCUAAUGCCAAGUAAUUGAAGUGUUUCAACGUUAAGUUUAGAUUUUGGAAGAAUGGCCUUUUCAUUUAGUUUUAGGCUCUUGGAAAGUAUGCCUAGUAAUACCUGUAGGAUAUGCUGUGUGAAGUUGCAAACAAUUCGAUGGUGAAACUGUCAAACCAAGGAGCCAUUGAAGGGCUCGAUUUCUUUCAGGAAAAUUAAAAAAUUGUUGACUCACAUUAUCUCCUAUGGUAGAGACAUAACAAUUUCUCAAUAACAUAACAACAAGAUGCUCCUCAACACUGUGCAAGCAUCUUUGGAAAUGACUUUAUCCACCAAAAACUGUGCAAGAAAAACCGGGAAUCAAUUUUUGCAAAUUAGGGUCCAGCUCUUUAUUGCGAGAUAAGUAAAUUUAGAAUUGAGACUCUGAGCAGGGUUUUAUGUCAAAUUCCUAAUUUCAAUUUAAUGAAGGUGACACAUUAAGUCCUAAUAACAGUGAGCUGAAAUUCACUUAAAGAAAGUAGCUAUAAAUCUUAAAAAAUCUCUUAUUACAAUGUUGCAUUCUACUCCCAAUGGGUUAUUCAGGGAGCAUUCAUACAGGGCUCUGAUGGUUGUAGGAGUAACAAUAAUCGAAGCAAUGCUAUGAUUAAUCACCCAAUGAAUACUGGUUUUCUAUGCAGACUGUAGAUUCGCCCAGGGGUUAGCAUAAGGUACAAGUUUUGCAUAGUGGCAAUGAGAUAGAUGAAAUUAGAGGUACCUAUGUGUUUUGAUAACUUCCAACUUUUUUUUUACCAAAUUAUUUUGAUAACAGUUCUCAUACAUCUCUCCUACGUUGCUUAUUUAAAACUGACAAAAAUCAAGUUGCGUGGUUUGCAAGUUUCACCAUUGCAAGAUUUUAAAGACAUGUUUCAUUAUUAGAAGUUGUGAUUAUCGAAGAGAACACCUCUGCAUGAAAAAAAAAAUUCCUUUUUUCAAAAGCGGGCUGCAUAUCAAGAAACUGUGAACCGACUGUUACCGUUGAGUGUAUCUUUUCUCAUUGUUUUUCAAAUUUUUAUAUUUCACCCUUUCAUUUUCAUAAAAAAGGAAAAACCUGAGCGGUAUCCCUUCAUCAGUGUCACUGCAGCAAGUAUUUCACACGGACAGUUUGGUGCUUCUCUCCUUUAAAAGUUCAAAAUUGAAUUUUGAUUUUCUCUGUAAAUUAUCGGAUUUUGAUAAAUAUUUUUGUAUUUUUAUGUAGGCUGGAAUUAAAGAUGUCGUUUUCUGUAA
Molecule: messenger RNA, 6285 nt
Organism: Bemisia tabaci
Lineage: Eukaryota; Metazoa; Arthropoda; Insecta; Hemiptera; Aleyrodidae
Gene: Ythdc1
Product: YTH domain containing 1
Biological process (GO): mRNA splicing, via spliceosome; regulation of alternative mRNA splicing, via spliceosome
Cellular component (GO): nucleoplasm
Molecular function (GO): mRNA binding; N6-methyladenosine-containing RNA reader activity
Source: RefSeq, a predicted model, not a curated record